UUCAUAAACUCCUCAUAUGUUUUUAAAUCUGGAUUUGUACAAGUACCUCAAACAAAGUGCAGUACUUGUACUUGCAGUAAUUGUACUUCGGUCGGUGUACUUUCCGACUCUCGGUGCGGUCAGUGAAGGCAGCAGCAGCGGGCCAGAGGCGGAGCACCGGAGGAGCUCGCGGAGGCGGUCGUUCAGCUGACGGCUCAUUAACCAAUCAGCAGCUUCAGAGGACGUUAACGAGCUCUGACUCUGAUGGAGACGGAGGCCCCGCCCACACGCAGCAGGACCUGCCGUCAUUGGUCGCUGUAGCAGAGGGGAGCGGUCCUCAACCGGAUGCUGAGAUGGGAGAGGUGCGAUUGGAUGAGCGGUGUCUGUCUGGACGUCCCGAGGUGGAGGACGAGGAGCUCCGUCCACACUGUGCUGGUGGAGUGGUUACCAUGGAAACCAGGAGGGUGGAGGAGGAGAAGCCAACGAAGAAGAAAAAAGAGGAAGAGGAGGAGAGAUGGAGGAAGCUGUUCCCUGAAAUAAAGAGGUGUGUGAUCCUGAUUCCUCGUAACACACUGGAGGUGAUGAAGGUGAAGCAGGAGGAGGAGGAGGAGGAGGGAGGGGGGGUGAGGUCAGCUGACCCAGAGCCUCACUUUGAUUGGAUGGAGCCGUUGGAGCCGGGCGGCGGCGGCGGCGGCGGCAGAUUCGUGAAAAAGGUGGAAUUCAAAGUUCAAGCCAACCUCCGCCUUAGUGACAUGCCCAGGAGACCCCUGAAGCAGAGCUCUGAUGUCAUCACCGCUGACCCCGCCCACCGCCUGCAGCAGCACGGGACAGAAAACAAACACACCACAGAAAACAACGAGGAGGAGGACGAUGAACACAUCACACCAUCUGAGACAGACCACAACUACACCAGACUGACACACACACCUGACAACAACAGCCAAUCACAGGAGCCCAGACACAAGUGUGGAGACUACAGCUGCUCAACAGAGAGGAAGAAUCCACCUGUCGUCGUGUUCACACAGGUUGGGAGGGGUCAGAGGCUGCUGAGGAGGUCAGAGGUCAAAGAAGAGGAGGAGGAGGAGGAGGAAGCUGAGCAGGUGAAGCUGAGGACGAAUGAAAACCCACCGACCGACAGAAAACCUGUGAAUCGGAGGAAGCGUCGCACGGCGUGUAAGAGGUGUGUGGCCUGUCUCAGAGAGGAUUGUGGGAAGUGUGGUUCCUGCCUGGAUAUGAGGAAGUUUGGAGGACCGCACACCAAGAAGCAGAGGUGUCGACUCCGACUGUGUCGGGUGAUGUUCAGUCCUGGACCAGUGGAGAUCAUCCAGGAUGGAGAGGAGGCUGUUACCACGGCAACUGAACCCCGACAUCAUCAGUGGAGGAGACAGAAGGAUGACGAGGAGGAGGAGGAGGAGGAGGAGGAGGAGGAGGAGGAGGUGGGUGUUCUCUUCUUGUUUGAUUUAUUUCUCUUUUCUGUUCCUUUCGACGACAAUAAGACGAGACUGAGAGAGAGAGAGAAGCUCAAUGCAUCAUGGGAAACUCAUGGAAAGUGAUAUUACACAGGUGGAAGGAGGCAGACAGACCUCCUCCUCU
Molecule: messenger RNA, 1572 nt
Organism: Lates calcarifer (barramundi perch)
Lineage: Eukaryota; Metazoa; Chordata; Actinopteri; Centropomidae
Product: ABC transporter F family member 4
Exons: 8
Coding region: 333-1532 (399 amino acids)
Molecular function (GO): zinc ion binding; DNA binding
Source: RefSeq, a predicted model, not a curated record